Ordospora pajunii is the source of this 693-nucleotide messenger RNA. RefSeq lists its product as uncharacterized. The coding region runs from base 1 to 693 and encodes 230 amino acids. The record is from RefSeq and is a predicted model, not a curated record. Lineage: Eukaryota; Fungi; Microsporidia; Ordosporidae. The transcript has a single exon.
AUGGAUGGGCGGAGAUCCCCUGUGCAGGCAUCAUAUUUCAUAACCACUAGGCAAUGUGUGAUUCCGCAUGUGAUCUGGCCAUGGAAACUCCCGCCACUUUGCAAGGGCAUUAAGGUCUAUGCCGAUGAUAUCCUGUACAAGGAUUCUGCAUAUGAUAAGGGGCUUGGCCAAACAAUACGAGAGUUUUGCUCGAUCGGCAGUGAAAGAGUGUGUGUUGGAUUUCGAGGAAAGCCGAAGACGUUGGUGUCGAAGAGAGGAAACUACAAGCUUGGAAAAGAGCAGUAUGAAAGGCUUAUUGAUACGCUCCAGCCUGACUUUUAUGCAAGAUAUGCUGAUGGAAAGGUGAUUAUUGAUGGAAAUGAACUUGUUGAGCCAGCAAGUGUUGGAGAGUUUGUUAGCAUGCUGAAUGAUGGAAAUAUGCUUUUUGGAACUGAGUUUGUCAACAGAGCUGUUGAUGAGGGGCGGAUGCUGAGAUUUGACGAAGGGAUUGUGAGGGAAGGAGGAAUUUUUGAUUGCAAGUGCUGUGGAGAGGGAAGUGAGGGGUAUCUGGAGUAUUUGUGGAGCAUUAAAGAGAUGAGUGUGAUGGGGUAUAUAACUAUACACAACUACAAUGUGAUUGAUAGUGUGCUCAAGACGGUGUGUAGCAAAGAUAUGCAGGAAGGAACGAUUGUGUAUGAUAGCGAGAUUGCAUGA